GAUGAAUCCCCAGGAGGAGCAAUCCGAAGCCGACGAAGUACCGGCUGCCACCCAGGACGAUGGCAUGACCUGGUGGUACAGAUGGCUCUGCAGGCUGGCUGGCAUUUUAGGAGCCAUUUCUUGUGCUUUUUCCGGGCUCUGGAUGUGCCUGACCAUUUACCCACUGAACAUAGCCGCCGGAGUGUGGAUGAUGUUGAAUGCCUUCAUUCUCGUACUAUGCGAAGCUCCCUUCUGUUGCCAGUUCAUCGAGUUUGCAAAUAUGGUCUCGGCCAGAGCAGAUAAGCUUCGUCCGUGGCAGAAGGCACUUUUCUAUUGUGGGAUGGCUGUGUUCCCGGUUAUUCUAAGCCUGACUCUAACUACCUUGUUCGGCAACGCCAUUGCUUUUGCGACCGGCGUGCUUUAUGGGCUGUCUGCGCUGGGUAAAAAGGGAGAUGCCAUUGGGUACGCCAGGAUGCAGCAAAUUCAACAAAAGCCAGCCGGCGGCGAUGGGACGACAGAAAACGUGCAGGCGCAGUUGGUGUGACAUUUUUUUCCCACCACCACGCUUUUUGAAGCAGACUUCCGCGCCGAAUCCCCUGUGUCCUUUGAAGUGCUUCCGAAAUCAAUUCCAUUUUUAAAAAAAACAACAGCGCCCUGAAUUUCUGCGUCACUGUGAAUUUUAAUAUGCUGCUGUUUUUCAGGAUUUAAAACGGGGCCUGCCCCCUCUUCCCCAACACCUCCCGGCCCUGCUUAAUAUCUCAGGUCAAAGCGGAAUCAAAUCAGGUGCAAGCAACGGAGGAAAAAAAUAUAUCUUCCCAUCCAGGCGAAUUCUCUUUGGCUGUUUUCCGAAGAGACGGAAGCGUCGGUUGCGGUUUGCAUCUCAAAUGUCGAAGUUGGGCAGAAGAAAUACCUCCUCUUCCAAACGUUUCCACGGUUUCCGCUGCUUCUUAAAAGGCCUGCUUCUUUUACACGUCACAAAAACAAACCCAACAGACGUGUGUACGCGCAGGGGAAGGAUGAAAUCAACGGUCGCCUAGAAGCUUCGUGUCUUGCAGUGACGUCCAACUUUAUUUGCAAAAAAAACAACAACCACCACCACCCAACAACCCAAAACGUGGAUAGAUUUUGAGGGGUGAGAACUGCAAUACCGAGUGUCCCAAAUUAAAAGUUGAGAGUAAAUAAUGAAUCCAUCUUGGAUUAUUGUCGGACAGUCGCAGAAUCAGGAAAAGGGAAGCAAACCAGAACGGGAAAAUGAACUUUGGAAACCGGAACCGAAUGAAAAUGAAUUUUAGCUUCGAUUGUUCCCAUCCCCUACCCACCCGCGUCUGAUAAAUGUACUCAACUUUGGCAAAGCAUUCGGGAUGGCGAUGGGGUUUUUUUUGCAACCUUUCUCUGAAUUUUGAAGAGAGCUGUGAUUUCGUAUUGUUAGAAAUUAGUGGUGUGUGUUUGCUGAUUGUGAGAUGCGUUUUGUUAGGCAGAGGAAUACUUUGCGGUGUAGUGUCUUAUUUCCCUUUUUGGGGGUCUCUGCUUAUUCGAGGAUUUUCAGCAACCGAAAUUUGGAAUUUCAUAUCGGAGGCUGCUUCCUUCCAGUGGUUUCAAAUGCCGAGAAAGAGAUGUCUUCGUAGCAGUUGAGUAAGGCUGGGCCAAUUCACUGCGCUGUUAAAAUUCCCAGCAUCAUGAAUUUUCUUAAAUUUUUAGGGGGCACCGAGUUUGUUAUCUUCUUAAGAAAAGGGUAAACGGUUGUCAAACCAUUUCAAUUCUUCGUAAGUGAAAAGCACAAAACUUCGGUUCUUUUUUUAAAAAUUUUUUUGGCCAGGUGCAUUUUCUGCUGUGGGUUUUCCAAACUGGGAAGGUUGGAGGGGUGGGGGGGGAGAAAGGGAAUUUACAGUCUGGGGCCAUUUCUUCAUUUAAUCACGUAGCAUCUUUGCUUUAUCAUGAUAUGCUCAGCCAGACAAAUUUGGUUUGAAUAAAUCUGAGAAGAUUCAGUGGGAAAAGCAGUUCAGGGCGAUCUGUAUUCCUUCGAUAUUUUUUGCAUUUGUUUUCCACGCAGGUAGUCCUCGACUUAAUGACGACAACUGGGUUUUUGCUCCAUUUUACAACUUUUCUUGCCACCGCCGUUAAGCGAAUCCCUGCAGCGGUGAAGUCAGUGACACGGUUGUUAAGUGAAUUUGGCUUCCCCGCUGUCAGAAGGUCACAAAAAGGGGAUCGCGUGACCCCCUCCCCCGAGACACUGCAACCGUCAUAAGUACACGUCAGUUGCUAAGCCUCUGAAUUUUGAUCAGGGGUCUCUGGUGGCUCAGACUGCUAAGACAGUCUGUUAUUAACACAGCUGCUUGCAAUUACUUGCAAGUUCAAGUCCCACCAGGCCCAAGGUUGACUCAGCCUUCCAUCCUUUAUAAGGUAGGUAAA
Messenger RNA from Ahaetulla prasina, 2388 nucleotides. It is a transcript of the gene CACFD1, whose product is annotated as calcium channel flower domain containing 1. Gene Ontology annotation, cellular component: membrane. The record is from RefSeq and is a predicted model, not a curated record. The transcript has 5 exons. The coding region runs from base 2 to 523 and encodes 173 amino acids. Lineage: Eukaryota; Metazoa; Chordata; Lepidosauria; Squamata; Colubridae. Gene Ontology annotation, biological process: vesicle-mediated transport.